Molecule: messenger RNA, 2226 nt
Organism: Panicum virgatum (switchgrass)
Lineage: Eukaryota; Viridiplantae; Streptophyta; Magnoliopsida; Poales; Poaceae
Exons: 5
Coding region: 1-2226 (741 amino acids)
Biological process (GO): DNA integration
Molecular function (GO): RNA-DNA hybrid ribonuclease activity; nucleic acid binding
Source: RefSeq, a predicted model, not a curated record
AUGCCAAGCGUACUGAGGGAGGAGGCUGAGCACUCCUUGGAUCUCACCGAGAAGGCACGGCCCGUCAAGCAAUGGUUGCGUCGCUUCGCUCAAGAUCGGAAGGUGGCUAUUAGGGUAGAGGUAACCCGGCUUCUAGCCGUCGGUUUCAUCCGAGAAGUUACACAUCCAGAAUGGCUGGCAAACUCAGUCCUUCUAAAAAAGAAAAAUGGCGAAUGGAGAAUGUGUGUCGACUAUACUGAUCUCAACAAGCAAUGCCUCCAGGGGCAGAUCGGGCGCAAUUCCGAGGCCUAUGUAGAUGACGUCGUCAUCAAAACCAGGUCCAAUGAUCAGUUCAUUGCCGACCUCCAGGAAACAUUUGAAAAUCUCAGGAGAUUCAAAUGGAAGCUGAACCCCACCAAGUGCGUCUUUGGCGUCCCGGCCGGGAAGCUACUUGGCUUCAUUGUAAGCAGUCGGGGCAUCGAAGCUAACCCAACAAAGAUCAAUGCUAUCAGGUUCAUGAAGCCACCCAGGUGCAAGAAGGAUCUGAUGAAGCUCACAGGGAAGUCAGACAAGUUCGAGUGGGACGAGGAAGCUGCCGCAACCUUUCAACAGCUCAAAGACUUCCUCACAACUCCGCCCGUCCUCACAGCUCCAGAAGAUGGGGAGACGCUACUCCUCUACAUCGCGGCAACCACGCACGUGGUCAGCACCGCCCUGGUCAUUGAACGAGACGAGUCAGGCCAUGUCUACAAGGUGCAGAAACUCGUCUACGCGAUUCUCAUCACGUCAAGGAAGCUGCGCCACUACUUCCAGGCGCACAAAGUCAAGGUGGUCUCCUCCUUCCCACUCGGCAAUAUACUUCACAACAGAGACGCCAAUGGCUGGGUCGUCAAGUGGUCAGUGGAACUAGGGGCUCUAUCCAUCGAGUUCCUCCCUCGCUCCUCCAUCAAGUCACAAGCCCCGGCUGACUUCAUUGCCAAGUGGACAGAUAUCCAGGAUCCUCCACCUGACGAACGACCCGAGCACUGGGUCAUGUACUUCGACGGCGCACUUAACCUCGACGGCGCCGGUGCAGGCAUCCUAUUCAUCUCCCCGAGAGGUGAGCAGCUAAAGAUCACGGCCUCCCUCGGCAUCAAGAGGCUACUCGCCUAUGGCGACUCCAAAGUCAUCAUUCAGAAAGUCAAUAAGGAUUGGGACUGCACUCAAGAGAAGAUGGACGCCUACUGCAAGGAGAUACGCAGGCUCGAAGCCCACUCCUACGGCCUGGAGUUCCACCACGUCCUCUGGGAUUACAACAUGAAAGUCGAUGUACUCUCCAAGCUGGGCUCCAAGCGGGCACUCGUCCCGGCCAGAGUCUUCGUGCAGGCUCUCAACUCCCCCACUAUCAAGAUCGAGGAGGAACCUCCCACCAAGCCAGACCUAUCGCCAGCCCUAGGCCAGGAAGCGGCGCAAGGAGGCUACACUCACAUAUUCGUCGCCAUCGACAAGUUCACCAAGUGGAUCGAGGUCAAGCCGGUCUCAUCCACGUCAACAGCCAAGGCAGCCGAGUUCAUCAAAGAAAUAAUGCACCGGUUUGGAGUGCCCAACCGGAUCAUCACAGACUUGGGCUCCUCCUUCACCGGAUCAGAAUUCCGGGACUUCUGCCAGGAGAGCUGCAUCGAUGUCUACUACGCCUCUGUGGCCCACCCUAGGUGCAACGGCCAGGUAGAGCGCGCCAACGGCUUGAUCCUUCAGGGGCUCAAAGCCAGAAUUUUCGACCCGAUCGAAAAAUCCAGCUCCAAAUGGAUCCAAGAACUACCCAGAGUAGUAUGGGGGCUGUGCACGGAGAGAAAUCGGGCCACCGGCUACUCCCCCUUCUUCAUGGUCUACGGUUCUGAGGCUAUCCUCCCGAUGGAUAUCGCCUUUGGUGCUCCGCACACCCAGAACUACGAUGAAGGCGAAGCCGAAACAACUCGGCGAAUAGAUCUCGACUCGGCCGAGGAGCACCGUCUAACGGCAGCCCUCCAGCACGCCCGGUACGAGCAGCAGCUACGUCGUAAUCACGACAAAAACGUCCAGCAGCGCGACUUCAACGUCGGCGACCUGGUACUCCGACGGGUCCAGUCCCCCGGAGGCAAGCUAACUUCCCCAUGGGAAGGACCCUUCAUUGUGAGCAGCGUAGUUGUCCCAGGAACCUAUAGACUGCAACGCAAAGAUGGAACAGAUGUGGGCAACCUAUGGAACAUCGAGCACCUUCGUCGCUUCUAG